Molecule: messenger RNA, 771 nt
Organism: Hydatigera taeniaeformis
Lineage: Eukaryota; Metazoa; Platyhelminthes; Cestoda; Cyclophyllidea; Taeniidae
Source: the annotation of a GenBank genome assembly
AUGUCUGAGCUCCUCUCUACGGAAUGGCUAAAGGAUUUGCCACUUAAGGAUCGUGAUUCGUAUGUUAAUACUGCGAAAUGUCUUGAGCAAGCUGAACGAUUUGACGAUAUGGCGGUUUGCAUGAAAGAAGUGACGAAGUUCGACAAGGAAUUGAACAAUGAAGAGCGAAACCUCCUCUCUGUUGCGUUUAAGAAUGUCGUUGGGUCUAGACGCAACUCUUAUCGGGUGCUGUCGAGUCGUUUGUCUCGAACUCAGGAUCCUGAAAAACAGAGUCUUACGAAGGAAUAUCUCGAUAUUCUCCAAAAAGAACUCAACGCUAUUUGUUCUGAUGUGUUGCAACUGAUAGAGGAGAGGCUUUACCCAUCAUGUUCUAAUGCUGAAGGGAAGGUUUUCUACAAGAAAAUGAUGGGUGAUUACUACCGAUACAAAGCGGAGAAUGCCAAGGGUGAAGACCACAAACAAGUCGUAGAGGCAUCUCUCAAAGCCUAUGAGGAGGCUACUGAAAUUGCGAACGAGAAGCUUAGCUGUACGCAUCCAAUUCGCCUCGGUCUUGCACUGAACUAUUCCGUCUUUUACUACGAAAUCAUGAACAGUCCCGAUCGAGCGUGUCAGCUCGCCAAGAAGGCUUUCGAUGAUGCUGUUAGCGACGUCGACAGUGCUAAUGAUGACUCCUAUAAAGAUAGCACUCUUAUCAUGCAACUUCUUCGUGACAACCUUGCUUUAUGGACUUCGGAUCCUGAAGAAACUGAGAACACCGAGGGUGCUGAGUAA